This is a messenger RNA of Homarus americanus (American lobster), 738 nucleotides long. Its product is annotated as phospholipase A2 SSD387-like. Bases 277 to 738 code for a protein of 153 amino acids. Gene Ontology annotation, biological process: arachidonate secretion; phospholipid metabolic process; lipid catabolic process. Gene Ontology annotation, molecular function: phospholipid binding; calcium ion binding. The record is from RefSeq and is a predicted model, not a curated record. Lineage: Eukaryota; Metazoa; Arthropoda; Malacostraca; Decapoda; Nephropidae. The transcript is spliced from 4 exons.
AGGGUUCAUAGUCUAGUUACAAGGCACCCAGAGAGCUUCCUUCCCUCAGUCAGUCUUAACUCACCUCACCUCACCUGUACCAGAUACUGCUUCUGCAUUUGACCUUUACACAAGAUAAUAUUUACAAGAAACGCAAACCAACCAAGAUACUCGAGCAAUACUGAAGAUUUGUCUUGUUCAAUUUUUUUUGAGCGAAAUUUAUCAGAUAUAGGAAGAAAAACUUUACUUCAGUGGUGUAGAAAUAAGAGCAUCGCCUUGAUAAUAGCUGGGGAAAAGAUGGUGAAGCAUGAGGUGACGAUGGAGCCCACCAGAGCCUGUUGUUUAUUGCUGCUCCUUGCCAUCUGUCUGCCAUCUCUCUCAGAGGGAGCCACCGUGCGAGGUUUACACCGUCAGAGGCGUUCCAUUGGCCAGUUCGGAGACAUGAUCCGCUUCUCCACGCGCCGAGAGGCUCUCCUCUACAACAACUACGGCAACCACUGUGGCUUCCAGGGCGGCGACCUACCAGUGCUAGAUGAAGUUGACAGCUGCUGUCGGUCGCAUGACUUAUGCUACGAUACGGUUAACACUGGCCCCUGCGCUACCUCCUGGCUGGGUGCGUCCUUCAUUAGGUAUUCCUGGAGCUGGAACGGCACUGGUCUUCGGUGUGGUGAGUAUUCCGCCCUAUUCCCCCUCCACUACAAGGAGUCUUUCCUUCCUCCACUACAAGGAGUCUUUCCUCACAGAACACUUCGGUAUUGA